AUGACUGUUGCAGAGUUCACUUUAUCCAAUUUGACCGUAUUGCAUGUUGUUUCGAAAUCUACUACAGUCAGCGAGAUGAUUAGCGUGGUAAAACAAUACUGGCCUUAUGUCCCUGAAGACCUCGUACUUUUUAAUUACACUGUAGAUGGAAUUUCACAUGUGAUUAAUCACGAUUUGGAAUUGAGGUUUUUCAUUCACUACUGCAUCUCGAAAGGGAUUGAUGUGUUGAAGUUUAACAUCCAGUUUAAGAUUUGUGUUGAUUCUGUUCCUCCUGCUUCUUCUGUUGGUCCUUCUUCGUCAUCAUCGAGUUGUGUUUCAAAUAACGAGGUGGAUAUUGUAGAAGAUUUGACGGAUGAUUUUUUAUUGAUCAAAAGGGUCCCCAAGAAGUCAGAUGCUUGGGCCAACAUCUUAACCGAAGAAGGGCAGGUUUUUGAAAAUAAAAACGAUUGUCGUGAUACUUUUAAGAAGUAUGAAUUUCAGAGUGGUUACAAAACUGAACUUAUUAAUAGUGACAAGAAACGUUACAUUGUCCGGUGUAAGAACAAGGAAAGUCAAAAUUGUAGCUGGAGGUUUCAUGCAUCUGUCGGUGCCAAUACUAAUGGAGUUAUUGAUCUCUCAUAUAGUCAGGCAUACCAUGGUUUACAGUUCACAAAAGAGUCUCUUUGGGGUGAUGAUAUCAAGUCCUAUUCAGACUUUAUUUGGUAUAAAGAAUCAAUUGAGCGUUAUAAUCCUGGAAGCGUCGUCAACUUUGAGUAUGAUGGUGUAACAAAGCAGUUCCAGAGGUUUUUUGGUGCUUUCGAAGCUUCCAUUAUUAGUUUCAAUAAGUACUGUCGUCCGAUGUUAUUUAUUGAUUGUACUUUUCUCACUGGGAAUUUUAAGGGCGGUCUUAUAGUUGCUUGCGGGAAAACUGAGAUCUAUCCAGUUGCAUUUGGUAUUGUACCUUGCGAGAAUUGUGAGAGUUGGGAAUGGUUCUUAACCGACUUGAAGGGUAUUAUCAGUGAAGACCGUCCACUGACCAUAAUAUCAUACCGUGGAGCUGGCCUUUUGAAGCAUGUCCCUGUUAUCUUCCCAAAGGCUCACCAUUCGUACUAUUUGUACCACAUGAAAAGGAAUAUUCCGGUUCCAAAGGGAAAGAGCAGGCAAACUGCUGUGAAGUUGUUUGAAGAGUGCUACACUGCUUUAACAAAGGAUAAGUUUUAUGCUGCUGCCAAGAGUAUGAGCAAUCUGAAGCUCGAUUCAGUUAUUGAUUGGAUGAUAAAGAUUCCAUUCCAGAAUUGGGCUGCUCAUGCAUUUCAAGGAGAAAGGUUUGGUGAGAACACAUCAAACAUUGCAGAGAGUUUUAACAGUGUCAUUAAGCAUGAUAAACGACUUCGAGUACUUGAGCUUAUCGAUUGUAUUCGUGCUAAGGUAAUGGAUCAUAUCUACAAGAGGUUGGUGGAGUCUAGUAAGUGUACUGGAAAGCUUACUCCCCGAUGUAGUCUAGGCUCAACAAGAGGGUGA
Papaver somniferum (opium poppy) is the source of this 1500-nucleotide messenger RNA. RefSeq lists its product as uncharacterized. The transcript is spliced from 3 exons. The record is from RefSeq and is a predicted model, not a curated record. Lineage: Eukaryota; Viridiplantae; Streptophyta; Magnoliopsida; Ranunculales; Papaveraceae. Bases 1 to 1500 code for a protein of 499 amino acids.